Colletes gigas is the source of this 1243-nucleotide messenger RNA. RefSeq names its product cleavage and polyadenylation specificity factor subunit 5 (gene Cpsf5). The record is from RefSeq and is a predicted model, not a curated record. Gene Ontology annotation, molecular function: mRNA binding. Bases 165 to 851 code for a protein of 228 amino acids. The transcript is spliced from 7 exons. Gene Ontology annotation, cellular component: mRNA cleavage factor complex. NCBI's taxonomy places the organism in Eukaryota, Metazoa, Arthropoda, Insecta, Hymenoptera, Colletidae.
GAACAAAGACGUUUGGGUAGCGCUAGCGUGGCACUCUAUAUCUGACAACACCGCGUACCCCGCCAAUUGUGUCGUGACGUCGUGACAUCGAGAAGGUACGAAGUUGUUCGGUUACGCGGGCAGACGCUGGUUCGGUGAGUUUGCGGAGCGUAACGUAGAGGAAAAUGGCGAUGGCAACAACUCAAGUUAAGGGAAGUGGAUGGCCGAGGAGAGCAAGUAAUAGUUCGUUUGAAGGAAAAGUGGUUCAAAACCAAUCUGUAACUAUCAACAGGACAGUUAAUUUAUAUCCUUUGACAAACUAUACAUUUGGAACAAAAGAGCCACUCUUUGAGAAAGAUCCAUCGGUACCAGCAAGGUUUCAGCGUAUGAGAGACGAGUUUGACAAAAUUGGAAUGCGACGCAGUGUAGAAGGAGUUUUGUUGGUACACGAACAUGGAUUACCACAUGUUCUCCUUCUACAGUUAGGAACAACAUUCUUCAAAUUGCCUGGAGGAGAACUAAAUGCAGGAGAAGACGAGGUAGAGGGCCUAAAACGGCUCCUUACAGAGACAUUUGGACGUCAAGAUGGAGUUAAGCAAGAAUGGGUCAUAGAAGAUACCAUUGGAAACUGGUGGAGACCUAAUUUUGAACCACCACAGUAUCCUUACGUACCACCACAUAUUACUAAACCAAAAGAACACAAGAGGCUGUUCCUCGUCCAAUUGCAAGAGAAAGCACUAUUCGCAGUACCGAAAAAUUAUAAAUUGGUCGCGGCCCCAUUAUUUGAGUUGUACGAUAAUUCACAAGGAUAUGGACCCAUCAUUUCAUCAUUACCACAGUCGUUGUGCAGAUUUAAUUUUACCUAUAUGUGAAAGAAAAGUGAGAAAGUGGAGUAAUUUUAUUUAAGUUAACAAAAAACUAUUAUAAAUACAUGUAUGUGUGUAUGAGAUGACGAGUGAAAAGGUAAAAGACUUGUUCUAUGUACAAUAUGACGUGCACUAAAAAUUAAAUCAUUUUUUAAGUAGUACUUAUACAACUCAUUCGCAAUUUUAAUCUCUAAUCCUUGUAUUUUCGUCAUUUCUCCACUUUAUGCUUAAGGAUAGUGUCCAUUAUAUCAACGUAUGCUCUAAGAUGUACAUAUAUUGUUAAACUUUAUCGUUUAUAUGUAUAAUUCCGAAGUGUUUUAGUUUUAUGUUAUAAAUCCUGUCAUGAAAGAUAUUAAAUUUAAUAUACAUAUAAUUUUAUGACAAAUAUAAUUUUGUAA